AUGUCCCCCCUGCAGCGUCCCCGGCCAUCUCCUCCGGCCGAUGCCGGCACCCAUCUUCCGGGUUCCAGUCCCUGCGAGCGUCGGGACGUGCACGGGACGAAGCCGGUGGGAAAUUUAAAAAUUUUAAAAAUAAAACAUUCCUGUAUCAAAGCAUUUCACAUACAUUUUGUCCCGAUUGCUUUGUCCUGUGCCCUGCUUGCAUUUUUACUGUUCUUUCUGCCUGGAAACUGAGAAAAGUCCAUGGCAUCCAAAAAGCGUCCCUUUUGGUCAAAAGCAGUUUUAGACCAGCUAGAAUACAGCGAUAGUAAAUCAGAACUACUUGCAGAAUUGA
Molecule: messenger RNA, 331 nt
Organism: Staurois parvus
Lineage: Eukaryota; Metazoa; Chordata; Amphibia; Anura; Ranidae
Source: the annotation of a GenBank genome assembly